This is a messenger RNA of Notolabrus celidotus (New Zealand spotty), 1829 nucleotides long. It is a transcript of the gene tmem33, whose product is annotated as transmembrane protein 33. Gene Ontology annotation, cellular component: endoplasmic reticulum; membrane. The transcript is spliced from 8 exons. The record is from RefSeq and is a predicted model, not a curated record. NCBI's taxonomy places the organism in Eukaryota, Metazoa, Chordata, Actinopteri, Labriformes, Labridae. Gene Ontology annotation, biological process: membrane organization; endoplasmic reticulum tubular network organization. The coding region runs from base 131 to 880 and encodes 249 amino acids.
UAUCGCGAGAUUUGCCCUAUUGCUUCAGAGGUCAGCUGAUCAUCAGUAAUUCAGUGUAGUGACACCAGCGGCUUGUCACUUUCACACAGCACGCUGACUCGGUACCUCUGAACAACCCAUACUCCCAAAGAUGGCUGACACAAACCAACAAACGCCUCCCCCACCCCAACUUGGGCCUGUGCAAUUUUUAAUGAGUAACAAGCUGGAAACUGCAAUGUGGCUUUCCCGUCUCUUCACAGUCUACUGCUCUGUAAUGUUUAUUCUUCCAAUUUUGGGACCUUAUGCUGCAGCUAACUUCUAUCAGAGAGCCUUGUUAGCGAACGCCCUCACCAGUGCCCUUCGCCUGCAUCAAAGGCUUCCACGCUUUCAGCUGAGCAGAGCUUUCCUGGCCCAGGCUCUUCAGGAGGACAGCUGCCAUUACCUGCUCUACUCACUCAUACUGGUUAACUCCUACCCCAUCACGAUGAGCAUCUUUCCAGUCUUCCUCUUCUCCCUGCUUCACGCAACUACGUACACAAAGAAAGUCCUUGAUUCAAUGGGCCCCAGCAGCCUGAUGUUCAUCAGAAACCUACUUGAUAAACUCACAACCAAUCAGCAAAACAUCCUCAAGUUCAUCGCCUGCAAUGAGAUCUUCUUGAUGCCAGCUACUGCUUUUAUGCUCUUCAGUGGCCAGGGGAGCUUGCUGCUGCCUUUCAUUUACUACAGAUUCCUCACUCUCCGCUACACAUCCAGAAGAAACCCAUACUGCCGCACCUUGUUCACAGAGCUGCGGAUCCUUUUGGAGCACUUCAUCAUGAAGCCCGCCUGCCCCGCCUUCUUCAGGAAGAUGUGCCUCAGCAGUAUCGCCUUCAUCAGCCGUCUCGCCCCCACGGGGGUCUGAUUACUCCGUAAACGUUUCUUUUCUUUAUGUUUUGUUUUUCCAGCAUUUAGGAUGUGACUUACACUUUGGUGGGAACAGACAUUGCCAUCAACAGAAGGAACUGUUUUUUGAAUGUCAACUUUUCAGUCCGUGCUCCGACUUCUCUGUAUGUUUGAGUACAGGUGAAGAGCAGCCAGUAAUGCACUGAAGUCUCACGCUGAUAGUUUCUUCCCCAUCUUCUUAAUGUGACCUCAUUGAAGCAGUGGACACUCCUCACUUUAUGUUCACUGAGCAGAGCAUAGCAGACAUCAGCUGUGUCUUGUUUUUAUCAGCUGUUAUUUUUUCCUUCUAUGACCUUAUUUAUUCAUGAAAUUGCAUAUUCUAUGAUGAAACAUUAACAUUCUGAGAUUAGUUUCCUUAAUAAAAAUGUGAUUAUUGCGUAUGCUCUUGAUUUUCAGUAAUGAUCUCAAGAUUGGAUAGAUGGAAGAUGGGGUUUGUUUGCUGUUUCUACAUUGUCCAGUUAGUUUUUUUAUGUGUGAGGCACGUGAUGCUCUGAUUUGUCUAAAUGCCUAACUAUAACUGUAUUCUAUUAAUGCCAUGAACUCACUCUUAACAACUUGCAUAUUCUAUGAAGGUAUGACAUCCUGGGUGAUGGAACUGAGAGACAAGAUUUCUGCUGUUUUUUAUAGAAUAUUUAAAGGUACCCAAUAUGUUGCAGUAGGAUUCAUUUUUUAAAUGAGUUGCUCAACGCAUGUCAUGUUUCUGUAUGCAUUCAGACUUUCUUUCUGGGUUUGAAUGCUGUUUUGGGUAUCUAAUUCAUUUGUGCUAUGUAGCUUCCUUGCUUGAUGCAUGCUAUGAUUUUAUUUUCAUGUCCAAUGUGUUUAUUUGCCUACAAACAAACCACAUUUUAUAUGAUAUGAUUAAAAUGAUCUCUUAAUUAAACCAAUAAAUAAUAAAGAACAAAUAAGAA